Sinocyclocheilus anshuiensis is the source of this 3000-nucleotide messenger RNA. Its product is annotated as CD97 antigen-like. NCBI's taxonomy places the organism in Eukaryota, Metazoa, Chordata, Actinopteri, Cypriniformes, Cyprinidae. Gene Ontology annotation, biological process: adenylate cyclase-activating G protein-coupled receptor signaling pathway; cell surface receptor signaling pathway. Gene Ontology annotation, cellular component: plasma membrane. Gene Ontology annotation, molecular function: G protein-coupled receptor activity; calcium ion binding. Bases 154 to 2760 code for a protein of 868 amino acids. The transcript is spliced from 21 exons. The record is from RefSeq and is a predicted model, not a curated record.
UCAGCAUUAGAGUCAGCGAGAGAGACACAAGACCUAGUCUGAGAGCAAGACUGAGAAAAGGAGGCAUUCAAAUAUAAAAGUUGCUCAGGAUCAAACCAUAAGCCGUAUUCAUUAUUGAUUUUUCAUUUUGCGAGUUUCUUUCACUCUUUGAUCAUGAGGCACAAGCAUCUGCUGAGUCUGGUUCUUCUGUUAGCACUGACAGAGAACAUCCUGAUGCAAACAUCCUGCGUACUUGGAUAUGUAAAGCGCAGUGGAAAUUGUGUAGAGGACAAUGAGUGUGUGUCUCAACCAUCCAUUUGUGGAAAAAAUGCAAGAUGCUUCAACACUGUUGGCAGCUACUACUGUCAAUGUCAUGAAGGAUUCACAACACUUUCAGCUCAUAAUUUCACACAAGCGGAUGCAAUUUCAUGCAAAGACAUCAAUGAAUGUGUGGUUGGCAGCGCUGAUUGUAGUCCUAAUACAGAAUGUGUCAAUUCUGAAGGAGGAUAUAAAUGCACAUGUGCGACUGGCUACAUUUCCAGCAAUUCAGGACAAGGAGUUCAGUGUAUUGACAUCAAUGAAUGUGUGGUUGGCAGCGCUGAUUGUAGUCCUAAUACAGAAUGUGUCAAUUCUGAAGGAGGAUAUAAAUGCACAUGUGCGACUGGCUACAUUUCCAGCAAUUCAGGACAAGGAGUUCAGUGUAUUGACAUCAAUGAAUGUGUGGUUGGCAGCGCUGAUUGUAGUCCUAAUACAGAAUGUGUCAAUUCUGAAGGAGGAUAUAAAUGCACAUGUGCGACUGGCUACAUUUCCAGCAAUUCAGGACAAGGAGUUCAGUGUAUUGACAGAAAUGAAUGCAAUGAUCCCAGUUUUUGUGGAAAACACGCAUCAUGUCAUAACACUGCUGGAGGUUUCUACUGCAUCUGUGAUGCUGGAUUCAGACUAAAGUCAGGAGAAACUAACUUCACUGAUACAAGUGAACUCUGCGAGAGUGUAUGUGACGUUGAUAAAUCUAUAUGUGGAGGAGGAGUCUGCAAAAACAGCAAAGACGGCCUUGAAUGUUUGUGCUUAGGAUUCACCAACUAUGGUCACAAACAAAUGAAAUGCACAGAGCUAAAGUGCGACAGAUUAUUUAGUGAGAGCAAAGCAUCUCAGGCAUCUCCAGAGUUCACAAAACUUGUCUCUUUGAUGACCAACAGCUGUCUGAUACUGAAUCAGAGUGAUUCUGUCAGCAUGAAGCAUUUUACACAAGGGGACGGAGAAAGAUUUUUGCAGGCAUUUCUAAAUGCUCUAGAUGAUCUGCUUCUUGGUGGCUUCAAUGGUGAUAAUCAUAUAAUCUCAGCAUUGUUUAGUAUUGUGGAAAGCAUGCUAAAACUGAUAGGACCUCAGCUGUCAGUAAGCCAGACCAGGAGAGUAAGCGCUAAAACUGAUGUGGAGCUGUUAGUAAAGAGGGGCAAUUCUCCACCUGAGGGUCAUUUCAUGAUGAAUACUAGUGGAGCACAAUUGACCUCCCACUGGGACACAGCAACAGGAAAUACAUACCUCGGCUUUACGACUGCAGCUCUCCUCAGCUACAAAGGUCUGGAGGAAUCACUCAAUGGCUAUUUUGACCAUUUAGAGACACAGCAAAAGCAAACUUUCAAGAUCAAUUCAAAAGUAGUAACUGCCACUGUUAGUAACAAAGAGACAGACAAUCUAACGAAACCAGUAAAUCUCACGUUUUCUCACUUGGAGAAAAAGAAUGAGAAGCAUAAGCCUAUGUGUGUGUUUUGGGAUCCUGAACUGGAAGGGGGCGCGUGGUCAACACGUGGCUGCACUACAGUGAGAUCCAGUGCCGAUCAGACCGUCUGCUCCUGUUCUCACCUCAGCAGCUUUGCUGUGCUUAUGGCUCUCUAUGAUAUUGGGGAUGUAUACGAGCUGCGUCUGGUCACACUGGUGGGACUGCCGCUGUCUCUGAUCUGCCUCCUCAUCUGCAUUGUCACGUUUUACUUCGUGCGAUCCAUCCAGAGCACACGCAACACCAUCCACCUGCACCUCUGCAUCAGCCUCUUCAUCGCCUACUUUGUGUUCCUCGUGGGCAUCACCCGCACAGAGAAUAAGGUGGGCUGUGCAGUCGUUGCAGGCAUUCUGCACUACUUCUUCCUGGCUUCCUUCUGCUGGAUGUGUCUGGAAGGAGUGCAGCUCUUCCGCAUGGUGGUGCUGGUCUUCAACACAACGCUGAGACCCAUCUAUAUGUUUGCCGCUGGUUAUGGAGUUCCUGCUGUUAUCGUUGCCAUUUCAGCCACAGUGAACGCAAGUGGAUAUGGCACCGAUAACUACUGUUGGCUCAACAUUCCAGAUGGCUUCAUCUGGAGCUUUUAUGGGCCAGUUUGUGUCAUAAUUAUUGUUAAUGUAUUAUUCUUCCUCAUAACAAUAUGGAAGCUGGCAGAAAAGUUUUCCUCCCUCAACCCAGACUUAGACAGUCUACACAAAAUCAAGGCAUUUACGGUUACUGCAAUUGCUCAGCUGUGUAUCCUUGGCAUCAUGUGGGUGUUUGGCUGUUUUCAGUUUGAUGAAAACACUCUGCCAAUGUCAUACAUCUUCACCAUACUAAGCAGCCUGCAGGGGGUGCUGAUGUUCAUCCUGCACUGCUGGCUCUCAAAACAAGUGAGAGAGGAGUAUGCCAAAUUCCUGUCCUGUAUCUGUGCACCACACAAGAGGAAAUAUUCAGAGUUCACCUCAAACCAAACAAGCAAACUGCAGGCCUCCAGGAGCGAUAAUCACACUGGUGAAUCACACAUUUAAGAGGUCAUUUCCACAAACCAUUCAAUUUUUCAUCUGUUUGCAAGUUGGAGUGUCACAUUAUUUCUCUAUCUGCUUUCUGUGGAAAUGUUCAUAAAUUGUAUUUGGGGAAUUCUUCUUUUAGGGGAACUUUUUCUUUCCCUUAGGAUCAUUUUAUAAAAAAAAAAUUUUUAUAAUUUUUAAAUGCUUUUAAAGAAAGCUUUAUUUUUCCAGGACAUAUUUUAAAAGCAUCUCUCUUUUUUU